Paramecium tetraurelia is the source of this 3105-nucleotide messenger RNA. RefSeq lists its product as uncharacterized. Lineage: Eukaryota; Ciliophora; Oligohymenophorea; Peniculida; Parameciidae. The transcript has 6 exons. Gene Ontology annotation, cellular component: equatorial microtubule organizing center; gamma-tubulin small complex; spindle pole. Gene Ontology annotation, molecular function: gamma-tubulin binding; microtubule minus-end binding. Gene Ontology annotation, biological process: spindle assembly; microtubule nucleation; meiotic cell cycle. The record is from RefSeq and is a predicted model, not a curated record.
AUGGAAUUUAAUGCCCAAAAAAGUGUGUUUGAUUUGGUCAGACUAUCUUUUCCUUAAUAAACGGAAGAAAAUACUCUAAUAAAUUACAAGUCAUAUUUGUAUAGGAUUUUGAAUCUCAAAACAAAAUAUUCAGAAAUGGAUGAUAUGGUAAUAGAGAAGGAAAUCAAUGAGAUUGAGAAUAAAGUACUUUAAAGUAGAUUGAGAGAAUGCAUAUCCAAAUUGAAAAAAUCAACAAUUCAAAAAAAUUAAGAAAUUAUUCACUUUGUAAUCAGAGUAAGUUAGUUGGGAAAAUAAGAGAUCUUGAAUAACAGUUAAGUAAAGCCCAUUUUCGAAAAUUCAAAUCACUUGAAGUAAUCAAUGGAAAUUGAAAAUCAAUAGACAACAAAUCAAACAAUCAACAAAAUUGAAAACAGUUUAAUAAAAAGUGUGAUAGUAGAGAGAUAACAAAAUAGUAUUGCUUAAGAAGUGAAUGACAGAGAUUUGAUGAAAGAUUUACUAUUUUGUCUAUAAGGAAUAGAGGGCUAAUACAUUUAAUAUGAUGCAUCCACAGACUCAUUUUGUCUAAGGAAAGAUGUGAAUGUGUCAAUAUCAGUGCGUCAAUUAGUAAACUUGAUUUCUGAAUGCGGUUGGCUAUUCAAGAAGAUCUCCUCUUUUUGUUAAAUACAACAAUCAAAUCUGAUAGUCUAGGCACUUCAAAAUGUAAUCAAAUUGGAAUUGUCUGAAUAUUACAAAUUGAUAGCAAAUCUUGAGGGGUUAAUCCUAUCAUCGUAAUUGAUAACUUUUAAGAGAAUUCACUUCCAUCUCCAAUCCUCAUAUGACUAUAUGUUGUUCAUUAAUCAAUUACUUUCCAUAAUCUAAACAAGCAAUCCCCUUGGAACCACAUCCUGUUUAAUCAUCAAUGUAUUGGAGCAAUUUUCAAAACAUGGGUGUUCUUAGACAGCAGAAUUAUUUAUGCGCUUACAAUAGGCAAGUUGUUAGCCAUUAAUGAAGUACAUAAAUGAAUGGAUGUUUGAAGGCAAUCUCCUAGAUAUUGCAAAUGAAUUCUUUAUAGAAAGAGACGAUUAAAAGGUACUGACUAAGGAUUAAGGAGAGUUGUGGAGAAAAUAAUAUAGGAUUAAUUAUGAUAAAGUCCCAGUUGUUAUUUCAUAUGAUGAAGCAUAUAAGAUCUAUGACACGGGCAGGGCAAUAAAUUGGUUGAGAAAACAAUGCGAUAAUAAGAAUUGGUAUUUGGACAUACAGCCAUUGACUAUCAAUAUGCUUUAGACCAAGGAAUUAUCAUAGUUAAUUAAUCAAGCAAACAAAAACACAAAUACACAAUUAGUCAAUUUAUUAUUUGAUAAAUUCAAAUUAAUGGACCAUUUUAAGAUGAUUAAAUAGUAUUUCCUAUUGGGUAAUGGUAAUUUCUCUUAGUUAUUGAUUGAAACCCUGUAUACAGAAUUGUCAAAAAAUGCUCAUUUAGUGUAUAAACAUACAUUGACUGGUUUGGUAGAAUCCACACUCAGGUUGAGUAAUGCCAAUUCGAUAAUCUAAUAGAGAUUGUCAGUCAAAUUGCUGGAAGCCUAGAAAAAUGAUAUUGGUUGGGAUAUCUUUUGUUUAGAUUAUGAAUUCGAAGAGCCACUAAAAACAAUCUUCAAUCAUAGAACUAUGCUAAAUUAUUAUAAAAUAUUCAAUUAUUUAUGGCGUAUUAAAAGAGUUGAACAUACUCUCAUCUAAUCAUGGAUGUAAUAAAUUAAAAAUAAAUAUCACUUAAAUGCAAAAUCUAAUGUAAAUAAGGCUCUUAACUUGAGUCUGUAAAUCAUGAAUUCAAUGAUCCAUUUUAUUAAGAAUUUCUUUAGUUAUUUAAUGUUGGAUGCAAUUGAGACUCCCUGGAAAAAAUUCAUGGAUCAAAUUAAUUAAAUAGAAAAUUUAGAUCAUCUCAUAUAAUUGCAUGAAUAAUUGUUGAAUGAAAUCAUUGAUAGAACAUUUUUACAUUAAAAACAAGAAGAAAUUCAGAUCAUCUUACUAAAACUAUUCGAAAUAUCAUUCAGAUACAAGUAGAACUUAGAAAAUCUAUUUCUGUAUGUAAGAGAAUUGGUGGCACAAGAUAGAAGUGAUAAAUUUGAGUAAUCAUUGGAUUCAAUAAUCUCGCAUAAAACUACACCCUCAUACAACAUCAAUAUUGAUAGAUAAUUUAAGGGAUAAGAAAUUAUUAAAUUACUAUUGUAAUUGAGACAAAUGUAUAGAGAAUAAACCUUGGAAUUGAUUAAGCAUCUCUAAAAUGAGGAAAAAUUAAAGUUCUUGUUAUUCAAACUUGAUUUCAAUGAAUAUUACUACCUAUUGUCAUAAGAGAAGCUAUUUUCUUUAGGAUUUGAUAAAUUUUUACAACAAUGCCUUCCCAUAUCGAUAAAGGAAACAGGUAGUUAGAAGGUAAUAUCUGAUUAGCCUUAACCUUAAUAAUAAAAGCCAUUGUUGUCGCAAUUAAGCUAAAAGUCAAUGACUUCUAUUUAACAAGACUAUAUCUAGAUUAAAGAAGGAAUAAGACUUCUAGAAGAAUAAAAGAAAUAGAAAGAAUAGCAAUCAAAGAUAUUGAAACAGUCUUAACAAAGAGAAGUGGUUUAAGAAUUACAAAAACCAAUUUCUAAACCUCCUUUGCCAUUCCCCUAACCACAAUAACCUAUGCUUUCAAUGAGUCCAAUUAAUAAAUAGUCUACUACAUCCUCUGUCUCCUCUAGUAAUAUUUUCUAGCCCCAACCCUUGUAGAACUUCUAAUAAUAAUUUGAGCAAUAAAUUCAAUAAUAGCAAUAAAUCAAUCAAAGACUUCAAUAGUUGCAACAAUAAUAAUAAUAGAUCUAACAAUUUCAAUAGCUACAAUAGCAACCACAAACAAAACAAACAGCAUUGCCUAAAUUUAUUAAUUCAUCCUCGCAAAUGUAUUAGGUCUAAUAAUCAUAUCAACCAAACUUCAAUAAUUCUGUACCUUUUUCCCAAAAUUAGAGCUAAUCUCAGAUUAGUAUUUUGUAACCUAAUAGAAAUGAUUUAUCGUUGUCAUAAGAUGAAAAUUUACAAUAAUUAAUGGAUAAACAGUUCAACGUCGAUGAUGAUAGCAGUGAUGAAGAUUUAAUCUGA